This is a messenger RNA of Vicia faba (fava bean), 387 nucleotides long. The record is from the annotation of a GenBank genome assembly. Lineage: Eukaryota; Viridiplantae; Streptophyta; Magnoliopsida; Fabales; Fabaceae.
AUGGCACCAGUUUGUACAAGAAGUAGAAUGAAGCUGCAAAAAGUGAUGGUUGAAGAUAGAAAGCAGAAAAGGAGUUAUUGUCAUGAGUUUGCUAGAGAAGUUAUUAGUACUUGUUCAGUUGAAAACACAGAAGUUGUUGUGAGUGAUGAUCAUAACAAGGUUGAAGAUAGAGAGAAAAAUGUAACAUGUGCAUCAAGUGGUUGUUGUACACCAAAAGCAAAAAGGUACAGAAUACCUCAAGUGUUGACAUGUCCACCAGCACCUAAGAAGAGAAGAGUUACUUCGAGUGGAGUAUGUUUAUCCAUUAAUAGAUCACCAAUAGCUUUAUUUUCUUCACCUGAUAUAGAUCUUUUUUUCUUUUCUGCACUUAAAAAUGUAUCAGUAUAA